Molecule: messenger RNA, 702 nt
Organism: Saccostrea cuccullata (small rock oyster)
Lineage: Eukaryota; Metazoa; Mollusca; Bivalvia; Ostreida; Ostreidae
Exons: 1
Coding region: 1-702 (233 amino acids)
Molecular function (GO): nucleic acid binding
Source: RefSeq, a predicted model, not a curated record
AUGCUAAGCACUUUCGUCAAUGAACACCACUCAGACUGGGAUAGAUAUUUGCCUUACGCUAUGAUGGCGUAUCGAGCAUCAGUGCACGAAACGACUGGGUUCACUCCCAACUUCAUGAUACUUGGUCGAGAGGUAUCAACCCCACUUGACAUUAUGUACGAUAUGCCCAAUUCGGUCAAAUACAUCCCUACUAAUCAAUGGGCUUGGCAUCUCAAGGAGACAAUGGAAGAUGCCCAUAGACAUGUAAGGGAAAACAUUAAAGCGUCUAUGAUCAGGCAAAAGCGAUAUCAUGACCAGAAGUUAUCCUGGCAGCAGUUUAAAAAGGGUGACGAAGUGUAUGUCUUUUUCCCGGUACGGAAAGCGGGAUUGUCGCCGAAGUUUACAAGCUACUGGCGUGGUCCGUACGAGGUCAUUGACAAAAUGACAGACAUUACCUACAAGGUAAACUGUGGACCACGAGGCAAACCACAGAUUGUGCAUGUGGACAGAUUGCGUCUCAAACGUAGCCAGACGUUGAGAGAUGAGGUUGUAGAGGACAAUAGUUCUCAGGAAGACACUGGUCAAGACACAGAGAGGAGUGUCACUGACAAUGAAAGAAAUGACAUAGAAGCACCCCCAAGUGGUGACGACUUGGUUGUUAAUGAAGGUGGGGGUAGAAUCAGAAGACCGCCUACCUGGUUGCAAGACUAUGUGUUUGAUUAA